Messenger RNA from Harmonia axyridis, 481 nucleotides. RefSeq lists its product as uncharacterized. The record is from RefSeq and is a predicted model, not a curated record. The coding region runs from base 61 to 408 and encodes 115 amino acids. NCBI's taxonomy places the organism in Eukaryota, Metazoa, Arthropoda, Insecta, Coleoptera, Coccinellidae. The transcript is spliced from 3 exons.
UAUUUAUUGAGACGAACCGAUGCGGAAUUUUGAAAUACCUUUUGCAGUAGUAGCUUCAAAAUGUUGGUUAAAAUUUUGGCUCCCUUGAUUCUAGUGAGUUGCGUUUUAGCCACGGACUCCGAAGAUUUCGUGGCAAAGUUGAAAAACAUUACAACACAAGAACAAUUGCACUUUGUUCAGUACCACGUGGCGAAGGGGUAUUUCUUAUCCAACAAUUUCUCUACUGAUGGAUUUGACAAUGGUUUUUCCGAUGACUACAGUAGAGGCAUGUUUGAAGCUUUCCUCGAAAUCACAAGAAAACAAAACGAAGGUAUUGGAAUGAGUCUCACAAGCACAAAAUUGGGAUCGCAGAUUUGCGGCCCACACGGGCCUUGCUUCGAUCCCGAUGACGCUGGAACGCACCCUUGAGGAACACCUUUCAAUAUUCUUGAAAUUUGUAAAAUUAAACUACCUACUUGAAUAUAUAUUUUUUAUAAUCUCA